This is a messenger RNA of Schistosoma intercalatum, 2177 nucleotides long. The record is from the annotation of a GenBank genome assembly. Lineage: Eukaryota; Metazoa; Platyhelminthes; Trematoda; Strigeidida; Schistosomatidae.
CUUUGGGGGGAGUUUAAGUUGUCUUAUUGAAUUGCGCCCACAGACCCAUUCACCCAUGUUAGGAGUACAUUCAAGAUCGUGUAGCGUUUGUCGUUGUGUUCCGAAAUGGCAGUACCAAAAACUAUUGAGCAGGCUUUUCCAGGUCACAAACGAACCAGUUCUGUUGCAUAAACCGGGUAGUACGGAACGUCAGAAGUUGGAUAGUACGUUAGAUACUAUGAUUAUAAACGGGCCUUAUCAUGUGCCUAUAUGUAUUGAUUCAAACGAAUUAUCAUCCGGACAACCUCGAAGGCAGAUUUUGCCAUUUGAGCAUUCGAAAACACUGGUCAAUUUUUAUCAUGCCUCAGGAGAGCAAAUAAAAUCUGCAAUUGAAUCUUGUCUAAUAGCUCGUAAAACGUGGUCACGCACAAGUUUUGAUGAACGCGCUAAGAUAUUCUUAAAAGCAGCGGACCUUGUUAGCGAUAAAUAUCGCAUGGAGUUGUUGGCAUCAACUAUUCUCGGUCAAGCGAAAACAAUUUUUCAGGCUGAGAUUGACGCAGCUGCAGAAUUAGCAGAUUUCUUGCGUUUUAAUGUUAAAUUUGCCUCAGAAGCCCUGCAAUAUAAACCAAUCAAUACCCAGGAUGCAAAGAAUGAAGUAGUUUACCGAGCAAAUGAAGGGUUUUGGGCUGCUAUACCACCAUUUAAUUUUACAGCUAUUGCAGGGAACCUAGCAAGUGCCCCAGCUUUAAUGGGGAAUGUUGUGAUUUGGAAACCCGCUGAUACAUCCAUAUAUUCUAAUUAUCUUGUUUACAGAUUAUUCCGCGAAGCAGGUUUACCCCCUGGUGUAAUCAACUUUGUCCCAGCAGAUGGCCCAACAUUUGGUAAAAUAAUUUGUGAACACCCUCAACUUGCUGGUAUCAACUUCACUGGAAGCACGAAAACCUUUCGUGCUAUAUUGAAAAUGAUUGGCGACAAUGUUGCUAAGUAUCGUGGUUAUCCAAGAACUAUAGGUGAAUGUGGCGGCAAAAAUUAUCAUUUUAUCCAUCCAUCUGCAAACUUGGAAGAAGCUGCUCUCGGCACUAUCCGAAGUUCAUUUGAAUACUCUGGUCAAAAAUGUAGCGCAUGUAGUCGACUUUAUGUACCAGAAAAUUUAUGGCCAAAAUUUAAACAACUUUUACUUGGUCAUUAUGAACAAUUGAAAAUAGGAUCACCACUUGAUUCAGAUACAUUUUCAUCUGCAGUUAUUGAUCAUACUGCAUUCAAUAAAAUCUCUGGCUAUCUACAAUAUGCAUCCAGUUGUCCAGAUAUUGAAGUUGUCGCCGGUGGUCAUAGAGAUGACAGCGUUGGUUACUUUAUUCAGCCUACAAUUUUGAUUACUAAUAAUCCAACAGAUAAGUUAAUGAAGGACGACAUUUUUGGACCGGUUUUAUGCACAUAUUUAUAUCGUGAAAAUGAAAUUGAGAAAACCUUAGAUCUUGUUGAUUCAACUACGGAUUAUGCAUUAACUGGUUCCAUUUUUGCUCAGGAUGAAGAAUUUAUUAAGUAUGCAACUGAUCGCCUUAUCGAUACAACUGGUAAUUUUUAUGUAAAUGUUCAAUCCACUGGAUCUGUAGUCGGUCAACAACCAUUUGGCGGAGCUAGAUUAUCAGCUGGAAGCUGGUUUGUUCUCUCCCACAAAAGGCUAUUGCUGAUGGUAUCCGGCCAAUGGAUGUUGAGUAAAAACUAACUCGCUGAAAAACGCAAGCGUAUAUAUACAGCAUAAAAAUGUCCUUGGGAAACGGUACAAAAUAGCAUACUAAAAGAGAUAACAAACCAAUGGUAUUUAAGGCCCCUCCAAGUGGGAAAUACAACACGAAGGUGAAAAGGGGGUUUUUGGUGCAAAAACAAGAAAUUCGAAUGUUUACAAUAGAAUUACAAAAAUAAGGCAUUUACAAAGUACAAAUGAUAAAGCCGGUGGACCUCAAUACACUUUAAGAUUCACUUCUCCGCUUUCGAUUAAAACACAAAUUAAACCUAUUCCAUCAUGGAAACAAGCACAUAUGAUUGAUUAAUUGUUUGAUUCACUUUUACUAUUUGGAAAUUACUCAUUGCAUACGUAUAAGGCCUAAUCGUUGAACCAUCCUUAUACUUGUUAUUUCAACAAAAUGUUUGUACUCUUUUUUAAUCUUACAUGUAAUAAAUUUUAUACUUUUUGAUGA